AUGGCGCACCUACCCGGAAACCCAAUCGAAGGCCCCCUAGUCUGGAUCGACCUUGAGAUGACAGGCCUCAACACGACAAAAGACCACAUCAUCGAAAUCGCCACAAUCAUAACCGACGCCCACCUCCACAUCAUCGCCGAAAUGCCCUCCCUCAUAAUCCACCAACCGCGCGCCGUCAUGUCCGCCAUGGACGACUGGUGCACGACCCAUCACCGGGAUUCCGGUCUCACAUCCGCCGUUCUCGCCUCCACACUCAGCAUCACCGACGCGGAGCGCCAGACACUCGCCUUCAUCAAGAAAUGGAUACCAACGAAGGGUGAGGGGGUGCUCGCAGGCAACUCGGUCCACGUGGACAGGAUGUUUCUGUGCAAGGAGUGUCCACAGUUGGUGGAGUGGUUGCAUUAUCGGAUUGUGGACGUGAGUACUGUGAAGGAGCUUGUGAGGAGGUGGAUGCCGGGGGUGGCGGAUGGGGUGCCGCCAAAGGGGUUGAAGCAUCGAGCGUUGGAUGAUAUUAGGGAGAGUAUUGAGGAGCUUUGGUAUUAUCGGAAGGCGGCGUUUAGAAGUCCUUAG
Messenger RNA from Fimicolochytrium jonesii, 570 nucleotides. RefSeq names its product mitochondrial oligoribonuclease. NCBI's taxonomy places the organism in Eukaryota, Fungi, Chytridiomycota, Chytridiomycetes, Spizellomycetales, Powellomycetaceae. Gene Ontology annotation, cellular component: mitochondrion. The record is from RefSeq and is a predicted model, not a curated record. Bases 1 to 570 code for a protein of 189 amino acids. Gene Ontology annotation, molecular function: 3'-5'-RNA exonuclease activity; nucleic acid binding. The transcript is spliced from 3 exons.